AUGCCUCACAAGACCCUCACCCGCGACGAGGUCGCCAAGAACAACACUGAGGAUUCACUUUGGUUUGUUAUUGACAGCAAAGUGUACGAUGUUACAGACUUUGUAGACGCACAUCCGGGUGGAGAGUCUGUACUCAGACAAGUCGCUGGAACCGAUGCAACCGAAGCCUUCUAUAACCUCCAUCGGCAGGAAGUCCUCCAAAAAUACUCGAACCUCUGCAUCGGCACAGUUGAGGGUGAGAAACCAAAUGUCAUCGAGCAAAAGCCAGGAGACUUGAGCGUUGUUCCGUACGGCGAACCAACAUGGCUUACCUCUCAAUUCAAAAGCCCAUACUUCAAGGAGAGUCACAGGAAGUUGCAGAGGGCCUUGCGAGUGUGGGUUGAUACUGUGCUAUACCCAGUUGCACAGGAGUGUGAGAAGAGUGGCAAACACAUCCCGCAAGAGAUCAUUGAUGAUAUGUCCCGAAAUGGAAUUUUGCACAUGAAGAUCGGUCCAGGAAAACACUUGCACGGUGUGAAUUUGAUGGGUGGUGUUAUGAUGGGAGAUGAUUUUGACUAUUUCCACGACAUGAUCGUGGGCCAAGAGCUUACGAGGGUCAAUGCGAGAGGAUUCCAGGAUGGAAAUAUGGCCGGGAUGACUAUUAGUUUGACGGCUGUUCUGCAAUGGGCAAACGACGAUGCGUGGAAGUACGAGAUUGCCGAGGAGGUGCUAUCGGGGAGGAAGAAGAUGUGCCUUGCUAUUACAGAGGCUUUUGCUGGCUCUGACGUCGCUGGAAUCCGAACCACGGCUGAGAAGACGAAGGAUGGAAAGCACUAUAUCGUGAACGGCACGAAGAAGUGGAUCACGAACGGAGUGUUCUCUGACUACUUUGUCACUGGUGUCAAGACUGACAUGGGAACCUUUCCCAGCGUCAAUAUCGGUGAGAUUAAAGCGGGCUUCUUGGUCUCGAGAGCCUCCGUCUUAAUGGAGUUCUUCGCACCAGAAAAGGGACUAUCUGUCGUUUUGAUCGAGAGAGGAGAGGGCGUCGAAACCUCUGCCAUCAAGACAAGUUACUCUCCCGCAGCAGGUACUGCCUACGUAACAUUCGACAACGUCAAAGUGCCCGUCGAGAAUCUUCUCGGCAUUGAGAACAAGGGAAUCCAAGUCAUCCUCUCCAACUUCAACCACGAGAGAUGGAUGAUGGUGUGCGCCGUGACACGUAUGAGUCGCCUCGUGACUGAAGAGUGCAUGAAAUGGAGUAACCAGAGACUGGUUUUUGGAAAGAAGUUGAUUGAACAGCCUGUGAUACGACAGAAGCUUGCGAAAAUGAUUGCUCAUUGUGAAGCAAACCAGGCUUGGCUAGAGAACAUCACUUACCAGAUGACUCUGAUGCCCUACAAGGAACAGUCAAUGCAUCUCGCUGGCCCAAUCGGUCUGCUGAAGAUGUUCGCUACUCGUUCUGCACAUGAGAUUGCAGAUGAAGCUGUUCAGAUCUUCGGUGGAAGAGCCUUGACACAGACUGGAAUGGGGAAAACAAUCGAGAUGUUCCAUAGGACAUAUAAAUUCGACGCUAUACUCGGUGGAGCUGAAGAGGUUCUUGGUGAUCUUGGUGUUAGGCAGGCCAUUAAGAACAUGCCGAAGAGCAUGUUGUAA
This is a messenger RNA of Drepanopeziza brunnea f. sp. 'multigermtubi' MB_m1, 1632 nucleotides long. Lineage: Eukaryota; Fungi; Ascomycota; Leotiomycetes; Helotiales; Drepanopezizaceae. The record is from RefSeq and is a predicted model, not a curated record.